Messenger RNA from Morchella sextelata, 954 nucleotides. RefSeq lists its product as uncharacterized. The record is from RefSeq and is a predicted model, not a curated record. NCBI's taxonomy places the organism in Eukaryota, Fungi, Ascomycota, Pezizomycetes, Pezizales, Morchellaceae. The coding region runs from base 1 to 954 and encodes 317 amino acids. The transcript is spliced from 3 exons.
AUGGAGGUGCAUACUUAUGAAGUCCUUGCGUACUUUUUGCCCGCAUCCCCUCCAAAUGUAAUUCCCACUCUUACGAGUGUGGUUAUCACACUUACCGCAUCCAAUUGGUUCGUCACCAUGGAUCCUGCUAUCCCAGAUGGUGUCCCCACCGACAUCUAUCAGCUCCCCGCUGCCCCUCCCACUAUUGGGCCCUGCUACUGUGGUAAUCGGAUGCAAGCAUCCGAUGAAUCAGAAGGCGAAUGGGACGCCUACUGGGAAUGCACGGCGGUCUGUAAAUUGUGGAAACGCUUCAAGAUCCAGCAAGAAAUUGUCAAUGGUCCACGAGUCGAGUUCUAUCUGUUCGUUGAAACUGAGCUCGAUUUGGACGAAACUCCAUUGCUCGAAAGAGUCAACAUUCCUGAUGUGCCUCCCAUUUGGGAGAGAAGAAUGCUCAUGGUCAGAGUAGAGAGGACCACUCCAGUGGAUGUUCGUCCAGACCAAGAUGACCUUGGGUACAUCAGGAGAUUCUUGAAGACUCGCUGCCAUGACGAAAGUCAAUGGAUCGGCCGUUUUGGCAAUGACAAUGACCUCGAUGGUUAUGAGACCUGGGAGGCUGGGGACUAUACCGACUACGACUUCAUCGAGCCCGAUGAAGGAGAACUUGGAGAUGACGAGUUCGACGAGUCUGAUUCUGACAACGACGAGUAUGAUGAUGCCUCCGAGGGAUAUGAUAGUGAUGAUGAUGAUUUCGACGAGAAGGACGAGAAGUAUGGUGCCGAUGAGACUGAGACCGAGGGUACCGACAAUGAAGAGGAACACUUCAACGAAAAGCAAACUAGCGACCAAGAAGACGUUGAGGAGGAGAAGGAUGAGGAGACUGACGAUGAUGAAUACGAGGGCAAGUAUUGGGGGCUUCAUAUCGAGAGGGAGAGCAAGAUUGCGAAGCCGUGGAUGAACGAGCCUUUGAAGAUGUGA